Neodiprion fabricii is the source of this 3323-nucleotide messenger RNA. Its product is annotated as beta-galactosidase. Lineage: Eukaryota; Metazoa; Arthropoda; Insecta; Hymenoptera; Diprionidae. Gene Ontology annotation, molecular function: beta-galactosidase activity. Bases 234 to 2108 code for a protein of 624 amino acids. The transcript has 10 exons. The record is from RefSeq and is a predicted model, not a curated record. Gene Ontology annotation, cellular component: vacuole. Gene Ontology annotation, biological process: carbohydrate metabolic process.
AACAAAGAGGAACUCAUUAUGAGUGUGCGGUCACACUAUGCAUAUUAGCUGCCUUGGUUCGGCCAGUCGACUUGUCGUGAUUGUCAUGACGUACCACUACUUGAUAACGAAGUUCAGUCCCUGGUUCGUCCAUUAUUCAAACCGAGUACCAACCGCUUAUUAAUGGCCAGCCAGUUGCUGUGAGCCGAAAGGCAGGCAUCCUGGCGUCUUAAACCAGCUGCGGCAGUGAGAAAAUGGACUUGGUCACUCGGACGCAUCUGGCCUUGGCCUUAGCCGCUACGGUUGUAGGUUUAACUACAAUAAACUUGAUUAACGUGACGAAACCUAGUUUCACAGUUGACUACAUCGGAAAUCAAUUCUUUCUCGAUGGAAAGCCGUUCCGAUAUGUUUCUGGAAGUUUUCAUUACUUCCGGGCCCCGAGAGUCUACUGGAGGGACAGGCUGAGGAAGAUGAGGGCAGCUGGCUUGAACGCAGUGUCCACAUACGUCGAAUGGAGCCUGCAUCAGCCAAAACCAAACAAAUGGAAAUGGUACGGAGAAGCUGAUCUGGAGUAUUUCUUAACUCUUGCCCAAGAAGAGGAUCUUUUCGUUUUACUUCGGCCUGGACCGUACAUCUGCGCCGAAAGAGACUUGGGUGGCUUCCCGACCUGGUUGCUGGGUCUUGUGCCCGACAUUCAACUGCGAACCAGUGAUACCCGCUACAUGAGAUACGUCAGAACGUAUAUCAACGAAGUAAUGAAGAGAGUGCGACCCUUUUUAAGAGGAAACGGUGGUCCAGUCAUCAUGGUUCAGGUUGAAAACGAGUAUGGAAGCUACCAAGCCUGCGACAUAAAAUACAUGACCGAACUGCGAGAUUUGUUUCAAAGUCAAAUAGGAAGUGACGCUCUUCUUUACACCACAGACGGCGAUACAAAUCGAAUGCUUCGAUGUGGUAUGAUACCCGAAGUUUUUGGAACCGUGGAUUUUGGCACUGAGGCAAACGUGACACGAUCAUUCGAAACGUUGCGUCUGUUUCGGCCAAAGGGUCCGUUGGUGAAUUCAGAGUUUUAUCCUGGAUGGCUGACACACUGGGGUGAACCCUACGCGAAGGUAGACAGCAGCAUCGUGGUAAAAAAAAUUGACGAAAUGUUGGCCAUGGGCGCUUCUGUCAAUCUAUACAUGUUCUACGGUGGUACGAACUUCGGAUUUACGUCCGGCGCAAAUACGGGACCUCAAUACGAGCCUCAGAUAACUUCAUACGACUAUGACGCACCCAUUACCGAAGCCGGUGAUCUGACGCUGAAAUACUACGAAAUCAAAACUGUCAUCGCAAAGUAUCUGCCGAUCCCGAACAUAACGUUGCCUAUUCAGUCGUCAAAAGGAGAUUACGGUUCCGUUGUAUUGGAACGAGUGCUGCCACUGUUUCAUCCUUACGUGCGGGCCAUCCUCGGAAUUUUAAAAGCGAAUCAAUUCACACCGCCGACUUUCGAAUCGUUCGAUGAACCGCUUGCCUUGGUUCUGUACGAAACGGAUCUUCCUGAAAAUCGCACCGACCCUGGCGUUCUGGAUGUUAGCUUUAUACACGACAGGGCGUUGGUUUACGAAGAUGAUGUAUUCGUCGGAACGCUGAGUCGGACUCACGGACUCAAGACUGUCUCGUUGUCUCAGCCAUACACGCGACGCUUGGGAAUAUUCGUGGAAAAUCAGGGCCACGUGAAUUUUGGAAGUGAGAUUCACGAUUUCAAGGGUGUUGGCGGUGUUACGUUGAAUGGUCAAACCUUGACUAAUUGGAACGCAACAGGCUUCCGACUACCGGAAAUGAAAUAUGACUUCAAUUUCGGGGCAAGUAGUACGGGUGAAAAUCUGGACCGUCUUCCGCAAUUUCUUUAUGGACUAUUUACCAUUAUUGGCACACCGUUGGAUACUUUUUUGGAUACUACAGGAUGGGGAAAAGGCGUUGCUUUUAUAAACGGCUAUAAUAUUGGCAGAUACUGGCCUGCAGCAGGCCCGCAGAUGACUCUGUACGUCCCUGCGUCGAUCUUAGUAACUGGAGAAAAUAGGGUAGAUCUAUUGGAAUUUGAGUAUCUUCCGGAAAUGCUGACGGUCAGGUUCCAGACUAUCCCAAAUUAAAUUAUAACGAGGAUAAAUACCCAUUAAUGAAUUAAAAUAAUAUUUUUUUGUACUAGACAUCGCUCUCUACAAACAUUCUUAUAUCAUUUGGCGGGACAGAGUUAAUCUCGGCACUACAUAAACAAUUCAUUAUCCUGUUCGCUGGAAUAUUUUGUGGGUACUUUAUUAAAAAAUCUAAUUCUUUCUGUAUCAAUAUAAAACAACACCGAGUACUGAUCUUAAAUAAUUAUGAGUUUGAACAAAUUCAAGCACAGGUGUACUGUUUAAUGAUGAUUACAGAUAUCAUUAUAAAUUUCCAAUGAUUAUCUUGAAUGAUUUUUUAAUUAUGUAUUACACUGCUGUCAGUAUAAGUUGUGGCACUUAUUGUGAUACGUAAUCUAUAUAAAAUAGAAUAAGUCAUAGAUAUAUGGUUACUACAACAUAAAUGGUACAAGCUUAUUGUAUAUUAUAAAAAAAUUAAUUUUCAUUUCGAGUAUCGUCUCAGUCAAUUUGAUACUUAUAAUUCUUAUAAUGAUUUUAUAUUUUUUCAUUCUCCACUUAUAUGAUCAUAAAGACUUGCUAUCAGAUUCCGAUAACCCUUAAUCCAUGUCCGGCUAUAAUUAACAGCAGCUGAAUGGUUUAAUUAUCAUAAAUUAUGCAAAUGAUUCAGAAGCUUCGAGUAUAUCGACAGUUGUAACAUUUAACUAAAAUAUCACCUCGAUUUUUACUCUGUACUGUUCACGAUAUCUUUCGAAACAUGUAAAAAGCUCUCAAUAUGCUUAUUUAAUUUCAAAUAUAAAAAUUUCCAUUUUAUAAGUUCGCAAUGCAGAAAACGCUAGAAAUUGUUUUGGCGAAACUCAUAAUUUUUGUUAUUUCUUCAAGCGAUACGAAGUAAAAUCGAGUUAGAUGAAUUCCCAGAAAAGCAAUUUACAAUUUUUAGGUUCGACCCCUUGACUGGUCUAGGCCUUAAAUCUUACAGUUUAUCACCAUCGUGGACUGUUAAUGUCACUAAAAUAUUCCCCGUCUCACGAUCAACCAGUUUAGUAAAAUUUCACCAACAUUUACAAAAAUUAUUGCUUCGUACAUCGCGUACUUAUUUUAGUAAAGCAUCUGUUCGAUAAGCUGUCCGAUGACCUUUGCAGCAAUAUUAUCAUGAAUUAUAUACCAAAUUAAUGUCAACUAAGAAAUUUGCAACAAUGUAACACUUUUAUAGAUCCAACGCAAACCCAUAUUUUU